GUUGUGUCCUGACCGAGUGUCAAAUUUCCACUUCAAAUUCCUUCUGGUUUCCUGCAGCAAAUUUAGCCGACGCGCAUCCACGCCACGGGCAGACCAAACCGGUUCAGGACCCUAAAGAUAGAGCCGGCGAGCAAAAUGGAGAAGUAUGCGUGGGGCUCCGUCUGAGUCCUGCGUUGUGCCUCGUGCAGCAGAUAAUAAACCACUGUGCGCCCACAAAGACAUCGAUCGAGAUAUGUUGGACAUCAAUGAGCUCGUGUUUUUUACGCAGCGCUGCGCUCUGCUCCGCCGCGGUGUCUGUGCGCGCACGGAUCGGGAAGCUCCACCUCGUCGGACUCUAAAAUGGCAGCGGGGUUUCACUGAGACCAGAUGCGGAUCCUUCCUCCGGCAGAGAUGCAGCAAGAGACCCUCCUCCUCCUCACGUGUCGUCAUCGGGUGUCGCCCAGUCGAUUUAUAGGAGAGAAAACAUCGGGGAGGGGGGAGAGAAAAAAAAACCGAGGCGAGCGGCCGGAGCGAGCCGGCUCAUGCUCUGCGCGCAGGUCCAGGUCCCUUUUCUGUUUUCUUUUUUGUUCCUUUUCUUUUUCCUUUAAAUCCUCUUGAACCCGGUGCUAAAUAUAGGGAGAUGAAGGGACUCCUGUCGUUUUACCGGGGCUUGCACACCCUGAGUAACCGUCAAGCCCGACGCAAAGCUGGGAUUGUCGGUUCUCGGUGCGGCUUUUGCGGAACUCAGUCUAAUAGCAAGCCACAGCCAAGCUUUGGGCUGUUGUUUGACAUCGAUGGCGUUCUCGUGCGGGGGAAGAUGCCAAUCCCUGCUGCGAAGAAGACCUUCGAAAAGCUGGUGGACUCUCAGGGACAGUUUGUGGUGCCAGUGGUUUUUGUCACCAACGCAGGGAACUGCCUCCGACAAACGAAGGCAGACCAGCUCUCCCACAUCCUGGGAGUACCUAUCACUCAAGAUCAAGUCAUCAUGUCGCAUAGUCCACUGAGGAUGUUCAAGAAGUUUCAUGAGAAGUGUGUGCUGGUGUCGGGACAAGGACCAGUCCUGGAAAUAGCUAAAAAUUUGGGCUUUAAUAAUGUUGUGAGUAUCGAUAUGCUGAGGGAAUCGUACCCAUUGCUGGACAUGGUGGAUCACAACAGGAGACCCAAACUGCCGUCCAGUUCUUUGGUCAACCAUCCCAAGGUUGAAGCUGUGGUUCUGUUCGGAGAGCCGAUCCGAUGGGAGACCAACCUGCAGCUGAUAAUCGAUGUUUUGUUGACCAACGGUAACCUCAGCAGUGUUCACCAAACCCAAAAGAUGCCUCACCUCCCCCUGCUCACCUGCAACAUGGACCUCAUGUGGAUGGCUGAGGCGAAUUCUCCACGGUUUGGCCAUGGGACGUUUCUCGUGUGCCUAGAGAACAUCUACAAAAAGAUAACGGGUAAAGAGCUGAAGUAUGAGGCUCUCAUGGGAAAACCCAGCGAGCUCACCUACCAUUUUGCAGAGUACCUCAUCAGAAGCCAGGCCAUGGAGCGACAGUGGAAACUCCCUAUCACUUCCCUUUAUGCUAUAGGGGAUAAUCUUAUGACUGACAUCUAUGGGGCCAAUCUGUACAACCGCUACCUGGAGGAGAGAGUUGCGAGGAAGAACCCCAAAGCCGUCGCCAAGAUGGCAGCUGCCACAGGAUCCACCACUGCUGUACCCCAGGAGGAGGAGAUUGACAACCUGUGGGAGAGCGAGCUGGCUCUUCCCUCUGCAACUUCCUGUAAGUCCGUCCUGGUCUGCACGGGGGUCUACAACCCCAACGCAGAGGUGCCCUCGGAUGCAAACCGCUGCAUCAAAGAGACGGUGUUCCACGGGCACAGGGACUUCAGAUUCGACCCCGCGCUGGUGGAACCAGGCCACAUCGUGCAGGACGUGGCAGAAGCCGUCAACCUAAUCUUUGAGCAGGAGAAGUUUGUGCCUCAGUAGAGUUGGAGCUAAGAUGCUUUACGUUUCCACGGCAGAGGAGGCGUGGAGCAUUAAACUGAGUAUUUUACCAUUUAAUGCAUAAACCCAUAGGAACCUAACACUGUGGACAUUGUUUUAUCACCUGACAGGCUAUUGACAAAACACGGCUCGUCCUCUAAACUUUCAACAUUGAGACAAACUAGAGAAAAUCAAUCAUGAAUCUGUUAACUGCCCCUUUACAUUGUUUUUGUGAAAGUCUUUAAAAAUACCUGAUUUCCAUCAAUGAAAGGUUUAAGAACUGCCUUAUUUUACCCUACUAAGUAUUUUUUUAGAUGAUAGUAAUGUUUUAGAUUGUUACAAAUCCUGAAAACAUCCUAUAUUUAUUACAAGUGUUUUUAAGAAGCACAUUGAGAUUUUAACAUUUGACCUUUACUCUCUUGACUUUUUUAAUCAUUUCAUUCUAAGUCAUUUAUCCUGGGAAAUCUAUGCAUGAAUAUAACAGUAAUACUUGUACUGUAAUUACAACUGUUUGAUGUGCAAUAUUGUCCUCUAAGAGUACUGUCUGACUGCAUUACGUCUAGUUGUGAGAGCCUUGACCAGUAUUUGCACAGAUCAGAGACGUUCAUCUUUGUUAGGUGUGUCCAUAUCUUCCUGCCAUGACCCGUUUAUUAUCAUGUAGAAGAAUUUAUUCCAGAAGUAUACAAAUACAACGCCGAUCAAAACCUUUUACUGUCUCACAUAACUUACAAUUCACUCAUUGUAAAUACCUUAACUUAAGAAAAUGUAAGAAUAUACAAGGUCUCUAUGUAACUUGGCAAAAAUGCUCUGUCUUAACAAAGGUCACAGUUGAGUGUGUAAAGUGAAGACUAAUGCAUUUCCAGUUAGGUCUCAUUCAUUUCCUACACAAUAAGAAGCCAGAAUAGUUCAUAGAUAAAAUUGAUGAUACAUUGAUGUGGUGCAUUUCAUGUCUAAAUUAGUAAAAUACUAAGAAUACAAUUUCCCAGGUUACACUGUAAGGUUAAGCAGCAAAACAAGUUUACUGCAAAAAAUAAAAAUAAAUGAAAUAAA
Paralichthys olivaceus (Japanese flounder) is the source of this 2992-nucleotide messenger RNA. RefSeq names its product haloacid dehalogenase-like hydrolase domain-containing 5. Lineage: Eukaryota; Metazoa; Chordata; Actinopteri; Pleuronectiformes; Paralichthyidae. The record is from RefSeq and is a predicted model, not a curated record. Gene Ontology annotation, cellular component: mitochondrion. Gene Ontology annotation, biological process: glycerophospholipid biosynthetic process.